CAAGUUUGAGACAAAAGGGAAUAAGUACUUGAUAGUUAUUGUAACCAUCAACUCUCCAUUUUUAUUCUUGUUCAGUUCUUGAUCAUCAUAAAUACACACACUUUCCUUCAUCAUUUCUAUAGUCUCUGCAUAACAAAAAUAGAUUGGUAUACUUUGAUAUAGUCCAAUGAGCUCCACAUAUUAUGUUGCACCUAAGGUUUGCUUGAGAGAUCAGAGCAAUGGAAAGGUUGUCACGUUCUGGAAUGGUAUCAGAGCUGAGGCAACAGUGACUGUUCCAACUAGAAAAAUCGCGACAAAGUUCACAGAGCUAUCGGUACAGAGCAUUCCUCAUAGUGAUCUGCAUAUAAAUGAGAUUGUGAAGAGGCAGACUAAAAGGUCCUUUGCAUAUCAGUCUUGUCGGAAGCCACAAUUUGAUCCUGCUUUCUUGGAAGAGGCUUAUGAGCAGUGCAAGAAUUUGUGUUCUGAAUAUGCAAAGACUUUCUAUUUAGGGACUUUGUUAAUGACAAAGGAAAGACAGAAAGCUAUAUGGGCAAUCUAUGUGUGGUGCAGGAGGACAGAUGAGCUGGUGGAUGGUCCAAACGCAGCAUAUAUGAGCUCUUCGGUUCUUGAUAGAUGGGAGGAAAGACUAUAUGACAUCUUCAAUGGAAGACCCUUUGACAUGCUCGAUGCUGCACUGUCCGAUACAGUUCAAAAUUUCCCCCUAGACAUUAAGCCUUUUGGAGACAUGAUAGAAGGCAUGAGGAUGGACACAAGAAAAACUAGAUACAAGAAUUUUCAAGAAAUCUACCUUUAUUGCUACUAUGUGGCCGGAACAGUUGGCCUAAUGAGUGUUCCUGUUAUGGGUAUUCCACCUGAAUCUACAGUUCCCGCGCAGAGUAUAUAUGAUGCAGCCUUGUAUUUAGGCAUUGGCAAUCAACUUACAAACAUUCUCAGAGAUGUUGGUGAAGAUACACUGAGGGGGAGAAUUUAUCUUCCACAAGACGAACUAGAGCAAUUUGGAAUAACAGAGGAAGAAGUGUUUUCGAGGAAAGUGAGUGACAAAUGGAGAGAAUUCAUGAAAAUGCAGAUCACAAGGGCCAGAUAUUAUUUCAACCAAGCUGAAGAAGGAGCAUCUCAGCUCGACAAAGAUAGUCGAUGGCCGGUUUGGUCAUCUCUAAUGUUGUACAGGGAGAUUCUUGAUGCCAUUGAAGACAAUGACUUUGAUAAUUUGACAAAGAGGGCUUAUGUUGGGAGGACUAAGAAGCUCUUGAUGCUGCCACUUGCAUACACCAGAUCACUAUCCAUCUCCCACUUCAUGUCUGGGAGGACUAAUGUGAUGUUAUAACUUAUAACUUUUUUUAAACAAUGUUGUGUUAUAACUUGUUAUAAUCAGGUUGUAGAGCUGUGGGAUAUGUUAGGCUACUCUCAAACUCCAUUUUAAAUCAUUAUAUUAUCAUCAUUCCCCUUUUAUAAUUAAUUUUAUAAUUACUUCUUCUAAA
This is a messenger RNA of Daucus carota subsp. sativus, 1478 nucleotides long. RefSeq names its product phytoene synthase 2, chloroplastic. NCBI's taxonomy places the organism in Eukaryota, Viridiplantae, Streptophyta, Magnoliopsida, Apiales, Apiaceae. The transcript is spliced from 6 exons. Gene Ontology annotation, biological process: carotenoid biosynthetic process. The coding region runs from base 167 to 1324 and encodes 385 amino acids. Gene Ontology annotation, molecular function: geranylgeranyl diphosphate synthase activity. The record is from RefSeq and is a predicted model, not a curated record.